GUAUCAAUUCCUAUUGCAUUAGUCAGCACAAUUUGCUUCUUCCAGUUUUAGAAAGCUUUCAUACAUAUAACUAUGGCUUCGUUUUUAACAUGGUUCGGGAGAUUCGCUUUCUUCGGUCUGAUAAAUACACAGUGCUUUAUUCUAUCUGCUUAUCUCGCGAAGUAUGAAGACAGUUCCAAGUGGUAUCUCACAGCCAUUUCCUUUGGCCCAGCAAUUUUUGUCUGGAUUCUUCUUCUACUUUUCAAAGCGCUGUACCUUAGCUGUCUCUUUCGAAUUUGGGGUCUGUAUAUUGUGGCUUUGGUUGUAAACAUCGCAAUGGUAUUUGGAAAAGUCGGAGAUAGAAUUGACAAGAACGAGCUUUUAGGACCAAAUGCACUGAAGGUGUUUCUGUGCAUUACACCACUUCUGCUACUACUGUUGCUAAACACAGGCGAUCUCGAUGAUUCAGACGAAAAUGAGGAAGAAAGAGAGAUUGUUUCUAAGUUGUGUUUUCCCAUGGCCGUCGAUCUGUUCGAUGGAAUCGAGAUGAUAGAUAUCGUGUUAGAAGAAAGAGAGCACGACUUUGGAAUACCCAAAGCAUUCAGUACAGCAAUGAUCGUGUUGGCUUGCCUCAGCAUGUUGGUAUCUCCCUGGCAAAUGGCAGAAAACAAACUCACUAAAGAUGGGCCAAAAAUUCGCUUCCGUACCGCAUUAUACCGCAGUAUUGUUCAAAUAGUUUUCGUUAAUCUACCAUUCUUGGUUAUUCGUGCGGUGGUGUUCUUUAUGUUUGGCAAAGACGAGUCCAUCUUCAUUGCCAAGAAUGGCAUAGCAAUAGUACUUUCCAUUUUGGAAAUUCGUAAUCUUCUCCGUUUACGUCGGGUUGAACAAGAAGACCAAGCAGUUUAGAAAAGGUAUAUUUUUGUAGCUCCUCGAUUUCAUCUUAAGAUCUCAAAAUCCACUUUUAUUUUGUAUUACAUUUUGCAAGAGACAUUCCCAGUUUAAGUGGUCUCCUGUAACCUGAUAGAAGUAGACUAUUUUUUGUUUCCUCUAUAGUUUUAUGUUUUCGGUUCUGCAAACUGUACAUAAAGCUUACAAUUACUUUUUUCAUGUGUCUGAAAUAUGUCUUACAGAGAUCGGUUUAUUGUGUUGUAUCUAGUCGUAUACAUGUGAUAGAAAGAAUUUUGAAUUCUAGGGCGUGUGAAUUGCGCAGACCUGGAAGCUAAUUUUUGUAUCAGGUGUACCUAGAUGACUUUGCCUCAAUUAUUUUUCUCCUCGUGAAUAAUGGAACUAUAUUCUACAUGUAUCAGCCACGAAUAGGACAGUGAAUUAUAAACUUGUGAAUAAAUUUACAUUUAUUCCAAGAAGUCCUGUGAGGUUAAACCUUCUAAGGAGAACUUGAAGUCUUGUAUCAGUUGAUGGACAAUAUCAUUAUUCUAUAUCAAAAGAAAACAUGUAAAACUAUAAUAUUAAUAGUAAAGCAAGCUUAUAACGGCAGAAAUCACCAGAAACUACAACGGACACACAGGAUGUGAGUAAGUUUUAAUGAUUUUACGCGUAAAAUGUUUUCUAUUUCGAAAUAUUUAUCGUUGUAAAUCGACCAUAUUUCGUUCCUCGUACAACUCCUUA
Messenger RNA from Pocillopora verrucosa, 1605 nucleotides. The record is from RefSeq and is a predicted model, not a curated record. NCBI's taxonomy places the organism in Eukaryota, Metazoa, Cnidaria, Anthozoa, Scleractinia, Pocilloporidae.